AUGGCUUCGCCUGGUGAGGAUAAUUUACCCAGUAGCCAGAACCAUGGCGACAUCGUCAACCUCAGCACCGUCAUGAUGAACUAUUCACCUCACUCCUAUGCCACUCUGAACUUUAGCUUCCACAGCAGUACAGUGGAAUAUGCGAAGAGCAAUGAUCGGGUUCAGACAUCUCAGCCAGACCGCGAAGACCAGGCGGUGUACACCGCCGAACCUGCACAGAAUAAGGCGUCUAAUGUGUCCCAUUCGACUACACUUAUCAGAUAA
Messenger RNA from Penicillium waksmanii, 264 nucleotides. RefSeq lists its product as uncharacterized. The record is from RefSeq and is a predicted model, not a curated record. NCBI's taxonomy places the organism in Eukaryota, Fungi, Ascomycota, Eurotiomycetes, Eurotiales, Aspergillaceae. The transcript has a single exon. The coding region runs from base 1 to 264 and encodes 87 amino acids.